AUAGAUGAGAAAUGGCAAACCUGGUAUUCAAAUUUAUAAUCUUAUCAAUGAUUCGUUUAUAUUUUCAUACUCAUCCUCUAAUUUGAUAAAUGGACUGAUACUGGCACACUAAAGAUGAUAAUGAUCAGUUUUACACAAACAGUAUAAUUAGUAGGAUUAUACACGUACGAUGAGUCCUGCUUCUGUGAUAUUUCUGGUACUAGUAGGAGUCCACUGGUCAUUAUGCUUCACGAUAUCAUCAGAAAGCGAUCCCUCGCUACCUACUCAAAUCAUUUUGGAUGGUGAAAUAGUUCGCAAGACGUCUUAUAACGAAAUCAUCUACAUACGAUGUCCAAGCGGCACCAUUUUAGAUAAAACAACAUCGACUUGCAAAUUUCUAGAAGCCGACGUGAACACUUUGAAUACAAACCAGGAGAAAAGGAAGAAACAAGAAACCUGCGUUCCUGGGAAGACAAAGAAACCGAUACUUCCUGCAUUUGAGGACUGCAGACAUUAUGUCUCAUGUGGUCCAUCUGGCGGAUAUACAAUGGAAUGUCCUGGCAUAACCUUGUUCAACGACCGAAUCAAUGCCUGUGACUACAUCCAGUUUUCACAUUGUUGCGAGUAUCCUGAAAAAAAUUCCAGCAGAUUGUUACAAUAAUGAAAAAGCUCUGUUGUAAUACGCCCAUAAGUUAUAUAAUAGACAAACCAAAUAACAAACGGUGAUGCUGUAUACUUAGAUCAUGUUAUAAAAUAAAUAUAAAAUGUAGAUAUAUCUUAAAA
This is a messenger RNA of Acanthoscelides obtectus, 762 nucleotides long. The record is from the annotation of a GenBank genome assembly. NCBI's taxonomy places the organism in Eukaryota, Metazoa, Arthropoda, Insecta, Coleoptera, Chrysomelidae.